AUGGCAGCAACAGCAACACCAACUCUGUUUUCUUUGCUUGUCCAUCAUGGUCCAACGACAUCGGUCAUUCAUGAUGUUGAUAGGAAUCGGUAUUUAUAUAUGGAUUUGUGUCAAGAUGUAUUAGAGACUGUGCUUGUGGACUUGCUUGCAAACAUAAGUGCAGACAUCAACAUCAAGUGUGAAAUACCAAAUUCAAUGGACAUCAUGAAUGUGAAUAAUGAUAUUGAUAUGCUACGUAUGUUUGAUGCAUAUGAAGAUGAAGGGUGUCGUAAAAUUCACAUUCAUGUUUCAUUUGGGCUUCAUGAUCCUCAGUGCAUUACUUCUCAACCCAGUCAAGAACAAGCCAUAGUUGGUAUGACUUCUUUAUCUGAAGAUCCUGAUUUUAGUGACUUUGGCAAUGAUCUUUUGGCUGGGGCUGCUAUGAAUUUUAGUCAUGACAUUAAUGCCAGUAAGGGGAAAGAGGUUACUAAUGAAAUGUUAUUGGCAUUGGCUAGUGUUCCUGGGGAUUUUGAUAUUCUUGCUCCAAUGGGUGUAGACUUUGAAUAUCCUGAAGAAGAAUUACAUAUUAAUGCUUCUGAUGAAGAGUGGCAAGUCGGAAGUGAAGAAGAAAUUGACAGUGAUAGUGAGUAUGAAGUAGAUGGGUCUAUAGUUGAGAAAAAUUCUGAAGGUGAGGAUGAUGGCCUCUCAGACUAUGGCUCUGAAGAAGUUCAUGAGGAUGGGCCUAAUUCUGAUGUUGAUAUAGAGCAAAUUCAUGUGGAUAGGGCUAUUCAAGGAAGAAGGUUCAUUGCAGAAGAAGGUUCAAUAAGGCUAGAAAAUGGCAUGGUAUUUACUAAUGUGAAUGAGUUUAGGGAAGCGUUAAGGGAUUUUGCAAUUCAAGAAGGGUUUGAACUUGUUAGAGUGAAGAAUGAUAAAGCUAGAGUGACUGCAAAUUGUGCCUGUGAUGGAUGUCCAUGGCGGAUUCAUGCUACUAUAACACCUGAUGAGAUUACAUUUAGGAUCAAAACCUAUGUUUCACAGCACACAUGUAUUAGGACCUCAAAAAAUUCAAAUGCAACCUCCACUUGGAUUGCUAGGAAAUUAAGGAGCAAACUUUAUGCAGACCCUGACUUGAGGUAUUCUAGUAUGCAACAAGAUCUGCUUGAGAAGUUUGGAGUUCAAGUAAGCCAAAGGAGGUUAUAUCGAGCAAAGAGAAAAGCUAGAGAAGAGGAUUAUGGCAACCAUGCUAGGUCUUAUAAGAAAAUACCAGCAUAUGCUAAUUUGGUCUUGGAAACCAACCCUGGCAGUAUAGCAAAAAUUCAGUAUGAGAGACCUGACAUUGCAAUGAAUUCUACCUUGAAGAGGUUCUUUUUAUGCUUUGAUGCUAUGAAGAAAGGCUUUAUCAAUGGUUGUAGGCCAUUCUUAGGAAUUGAUGGUUGCCACCUCAAGGGGCCAUUUGGGGGUGUUCUACUUGCUGCCAUUUCUCUUGAUGGCAACAAUGGCUUAUUUCCAGUUGCAAUUGCCAUUGUAGAGGUUGAAUGCAAGGAUAGUUGGCUAUUUUUCUUGCACCAUUUAGAUGCUGCAUUGGUUAGCAUGAUUGAUAAGCCACUUUGUAUUAUGUCUGAUCAACAAAAGGGUUUAAUUGAUGCAGUAGCUCAAGUUUUCCCUGGAGCAAGUCAUAGGCUAUGUUGUAGGCACAUAUAUAGUAAUUUCAAGGUUAAAUUUCCAGGCCUCAUGCUUAAGAUAAAUUUUUGGACUGCUGCAAAAGCGUAUAAUGAGUUUUUGUUUAACAACGCUAUGCAUCGUAUAAGAGUGAACAAUGAGGCAGCCUAUGAUUGGUUGAUGAGUAAGCCCAAGGAAAUGUGGGCUAGACAUGCAUAUGAUCCAAGAAUUAAGAUCGAUCAUGUAACUAAUAACAUGACAGAAUCAUUUAAUCAAUGGGUUGGAGACCUUAGAGCUAAACUAGCUCUUACCAUGUUAGAUGGAAUCCGGAUCAAGAUUAUGGGAAGACUAAAUAAAAGGUUUGAGAAGGCCAAUACAUUAGAUUCUUUGGUUACUCCCAAGAUCAAGAAAACGUUGGACUUGAUCCAACAAGAUUCGAGGUUCUACAAGGUAAUAGCAGCUGGUGAUGAUGAGUACCAGGUUGUUGAUGGUUUUACUACAUUUGUAGUGAAUUUGAUUGUGAAGACAUGUGCUUGUGGUUAUUGGAAGAUAAGUGGGCUGCCAUGCAAGCAUGCAGCAGCAUGUAUUAUGCAUAAAAGGGCAAAUGUAGAAAUUUAUUGUGAUGAAUACUUGACAAGUUUCACCUACCUGAAAGCAUAUGGUGAAAUCAUUCAUCCCUUACCUAAUUUGAAUGAUAUUAAUGCUGAUGAAGAAGUGGAGCCUCCUAUCCUUCGUAGGUUGCCUGGUAGACCAAGGAAAAAUAGGAGGAGAGAGCCAGGAGAGCAACCAAUAGGUUUGAAUGUUGCUAGGAGGUCAAAUACUAUAAAAUGUCAAACUUGUAAAAGGUUUGGUCAUAACAAACGCACCUGUCAAAGAGAUUCAACUGUUGGCAGUAUAAGGGGUACCAAGGAAACAAGGACUGGAGAAAGCUCUAGUGUAGGAGCAUGUGCUAAUGUGAUGAAUAAUGUUGUUGAGGAUGGUUUGGAUGCUACUACACAACAAAGUGUAAAUGUUGCUGCUACUGGUGUGAACGAGUCUACUCCAUUGGCUAAUGAUGAGCCUAGUGGAAGUGAUUAUGCUGCAUUUUGA
Quercus robur (English oak) is the source of this 2727-nucleotide messenger RNA. RefSeq lists its product as uncharacterized. Bases 1 to 2727 code for a protein of 908 amino acids. Gene Ontology annotation, biological process: DNA transposition. Gene Ontology annotation, molecular function: transposase activity; DNA binding; zinc ion binding. The record is from RefSeq and is a predicted model, not a curated record. Lineage: Eukaryota; Viridiplantae; Streptophyta; Magnoliopsida; Fagales; Fagaceae. The transcript is spliced from 3 exons.